This is a messenger RNA of Penicillium odoratum, 3300 nucleotides long. RefSeq names its product putative nuclear serine protease HtrA2/Nma111. Gene Ontology annotation, molecular function: protein binding; serine-type endopeptidase activity. The record is from RefSeq and is a predicted model, not a curated record. The transcript is spliced from 4 exons. NCBI's taxonomy places the organism in Eukaryota, Fungi, Ascomycota, Eurotiomycetes, Eurotiales, Aspergillaceae. Bases 1 to 3300 code for a protein of 1099 amino acids. Gene Ontology annotation, biological process: proteolysis.
AUGUCUUUGUUGACCAGGAGCUUCCAAGGUUUUGCUACUGCUUCUGCUGUGGUGCAUUGGCCGGUUCGUGUCGCUCCUACUACUUUCUCUUUUCCUUCCCGACCCACUGGCCCUUCCUUGAAUCCUAGUCGCCUCUCUCCUUCGCUCUUCCAACUUCCUCGCAGUCUUCUGCAAUUCUCGCGCCGAGCUACCUCCCUUUCCACCAAAACCAUGGAUUCGAAUAGCGAUGCUGGUGUCAAGCGCAAGCGCAGUACUGUCUCUGGUAACGCGGAUCGACCUACAAAACACCUCAAGCCUGAAGGCUCGGUCCUAACCCCCGGCGACUCAACCCCGGCCAAUGGAACCGUCUAUGAUGUCGAGGAGGAGGAUGAUGAUGCGGGACGCAUGCUUGCUCUUGGUCCUGCCCAGGCCGACUCACCGGAGUGGCAGGCCACUAUCGAAUCGGUUGUAAAGAGUGUGGUGUCAAUUCACUUCUGUCAGACCUGCUCCUUCGACACAGACCUUUCUAUGAGCAGUCAAGCUACCGGCUUUGUUGUGGAUGCGGAGCGGGGAUAUAUUUUGACCAACCGACAUGUGGUAUGCGCUGGUCCAUUCUGGGGAUAUGUCAUCUUUGACAAUCACGAAGAGUGCGAUGUUCGCCCUGUUUAUCGGGAUCCUGUGCAUGAUUUUGGUAUUCUCAAGUUUGACCCCAAGGCCAUCCGGUACAUGAAGCUCACCGAGCUCAAGCUUCAACCCAAUGCAGCACAAGUCGGUACGGAGAUUCGGGUGGUUGGUAACGAUGCCGGCGAGAAGCUCAGUAUUCUUUCCGGUGUUAUCAGUCGAUUGGAUCGUAACGCACCCGAGUAUGGAGAGGGAUACAGUGAUUUCAACACCAACUAUAUUCAAGCUGCAGCGGCUGCCAGUGGCGGUAGUUCGGGAAGUCCCGUUGUCAACCUCGACGGAAAUGCUGUAGCUUUGCAAGCGGGAGGUCGAGCAGAUGGUGCUGCAACUGAUUAUUUCCUACCUCUGGAUCGCCCACUUCGCGCAUUGGAAUGCAUCCAACAAGGCAGGCCCGUCACUCGGGGCACCAUCCAGACUCAAUGGAUUCUCAAGCCGUUCGAUGAGUGUCGUCGUCUUGGCCUAACCCCCGAGUGGGAGGCUGCUGUACGUAAGGCUGCUCCUGCGGAGACCAAUAUGCUUGCCGCUGAGAUUAUUCUCCCCGAGGGUCCUGGCGAUGGAAAGCUGCAGGAAGGUGACGUGCUGUUGAAGGUGAAUGGCGAGCUUCUCACCCAAUUUGUUCGUCUUGAUGAUAUUCUAGACUCCAGUGUUGGGGGAAAGGUUCAGCUGCUCGUUCAAAGAGGAGGCAAGGAUCUUGAAGUCGAGUGUCAGGUUGGUGAUCUCCACGCGAUCACCCCCGAUCGGUUUGUGACUGUUGCUGGUGCCACUUUCCAUGAUCUAUCUUACCAGCAAGCCCGCCUUUAUGCCAUUCCCACCCGUGGAGUGUAUGUGUGUGAGGCAGCUGGUUCUUUCAAGCUAGAAAAUACUUUGUCUGGAUGGAUCAUCGACUCGGUUGACAAGCGACCAACUCGAAACUUGGAUGAAUUCGUGGCGGUGAUGAGAACCAUUCCUGAUCGCUCUCGGGUGGUCAUCUCUUAUCGCCAUAUUCGGGAUCUUCACACUAAGGGUACCAGCAUCGUCUAUGUCGACCGUCAUUGGCACCCGAAAAUGCGUCUCGCGGUUCGUAAUGAUGAAACUGGGCUCUGGGACUUUUCUGAUCUUGCAGAUGCCAUCCCUGCGGAAGCUCCUGUUGCACGCAAGGCAGACUUCAUUCAGUUGGAUGGCGUAAGUCAGCCUGCUGCAGCUGAGAUUGUUCGCAGCUUUGUGCGUGUUUCAUGCACCAUGCCUCUGAAACUUGACGGUUACCCACAAGCAAAGAAAACAGGCUUUGGUCUCGUGAUUGACGCCGAAAAGGGUCUGGUUGUUGUUUCGCGGGCCAUUGUGCCCUACGAUCUUUGUGAUAUUACUAUCACCGUUGCCGACUCGGUCAUCGUCAUUGCCAAGGUUGUCUUCCUGCACCCGCUCCAAAAUUACACUAUUAUUCAAUACGACCCCAGUCUGGUGCAGGCUCCUGUACAAAGCGCACGACUCAGUUCCGAAUUCAUCAAGCAGGGCCAGGAUACCAUCUUUGUCGGUUUCAAUCAGAACUUCCGCAUCGUAGUCGCCAAGACUGCUGUCACCGAUAUUACCACGGUUUCAAUCCCAGCUAAUGCAUCUGCUCCUCGGUAUCGGGCAAUCAAUCUGGAUGCCAUCACGGUGGAUACGGGUCUGAGUGGCCAGUGUACUAACGGUGUUUUGAUUGGCGAGGAUGGCGUGGUCCAGGCACUGUGGCUGAACUACCUGGGCGAACGAACCCCCAGUUCUCACAAGGAUGUCGAGUACCAUCUGGGAUUCGCCACACCGUCGCUUCUCCCCGUCACCUCAAAGGUUCAGCAGGGUCUCACGCCUAAGCUUCGCAUCUUAAACAUGGAGAGCUAUGUUGUUCAGAUGAGUCAGGCCCGCAUCAUGGGCGUAUCCGAAGAAUGGAUCCAGAAGGUUGCGCAGGCCAAUCCCUCGCGCCACCAGCUGUUCAUGGUGCGCAAGGUCGACUGCCCAACAGCAGACUUGACACCUACCGAUAGCUUCCAAGAGGCAGAUAUCAUUCUCACUCUGGAUGGACAGCUUAUUACUCGGGUUUCGGAGCUGGAUGUAAUGUACGAGAAGGAGGUCCUCGAGGCCUUGAUUGUCCGAAACGGCCAGGAGAUGCGUAUUCGUGUCCCCACGGUCCCGACAGAAGAUUUGGAGACAGAUCGGGCUGUCGUUUUCUGCGGUGCUGUUCUGCAGAGGCCCCACCAUGCUGUUCGACAACAGAUCUCCAAACUUCACAGUGAGGUUUAUGUUAGCGCGAGGAGUCGUGGCUCUCCCGCUUACCACUAUGGUCUUGCGCCGACCAACUUCAUCACUGCUGUCAAUGACACCCCGACUCCCAAUCUCGACCUGUUCGUCAAAGAGGUGUGCAAGAUCCCCGACAAUACAUACUUCCGCCUGCGUGCAGUGACAUUUGAUAAUGUCCCUUGGGUUGUCACCAUGAAGAAGAACGAUCACUACUUCCCCAUGUCUGAGUAUCUCAAGGACCCCUCCGUUGCAGCCGGGUGGCGUACCGUUUCCCAUAGUAAGCCUAAUGAAAAAUUGGGUGUUGCGGCAGACGCAGUGAAUUUGAACCCAGAUGCUAUGGAUGAGGGUCUUGAGGGCGGAGGAAGUGAUAUGGAGCCCGACAUGGAAUGA